AUGGCGCCUCGCGCAGACGAAAGCCAGAACAUGGCUCUCGAGCUCCAAGAUGGCCAUGUCUGCUUUGGACAGAGCUUCGGUGCUGACAAGAGCAUUGCUGGAGAGUUGGUCUUUCAAACUGGUAUGGUGGGCUACCCCGAGUCUGUCACAGACCCUUCAUACCGUGGCCAAAUUCUGGUCAUCACAUUCCCUCUAGUGGGCAACUAUGGUGUGCCCUCGCGAGAAGAGAUGGACAGCCUGCUGAAGGAUGUCCCGGCGCACUUCGAGUCCAAGGAGAUCCACAUCGCAGGUCUCGUAGUUGCGACCUACGCGGGAGAGGAAUACUCGCACCACUUGGCCACCUCUUCGCUGGGCGCAUGGCUGAAGGAGCAAGGUGUACCCGCCAUCACUGGUGUGGAUACGCGAGCACUGACGAAGCGCAUCCGAGAGGAAGGUAGCAUGCUCGGCAGACUGCUCCAAAGAACCUCAGCAGCCCCCAGCUCUACUGCGCUCACCAACGGUGCUGUCGACACUGCGGCCCUGGUUGACGGUGAAGUCGAGGACUGGAAAGCCAGCUUCGAGCAACUCGAAUGGUCAGACCCCAAUGCCAAGAACCUCGUAGCUGAAGUGUCCAUCGAAGAGCCUAAGCUCUGGUCCCCAGACCCAUCCACUGCCCUCAAACACCCCUCCGGCCGCCCAGUACGCGUUGUCACAGUCGACGUUGGUCUCAAAUACAACCAGCUGAGAUGCUUGGUCCGGAGAGGUGUCGAAGUCCUGCAGGUGCCAUGGGACUACGAUUUUCCUCAGCUCGCUGGCAAGGAGUAUGAUGGACUGUUCAUCUCGAACGGUCCUGGUAACCCCGCCAUGAUGGAGAGCACAGUCAAGCACAUCAAGGCUGCCAUGGAUGAGGCCAGGACUCCCAUAUUCGGUAUUUGCUUGGGUCACCAACUUCUUGCAAGAGCCGCUGGCGCCGACACACUCAAGAUGAAGUUCGGUAACCGUGGCGCAAACAUUCCUUGCACCAGUCUGCUCACAGGAAAGUGUCACAUCACCUCGCAGAAUCACGGUUAUGCAGUGGACUCAAAGACACUUCCCCAUGGCUGGGAGGAGCUCUUCGUCAACGCCAACGAUGGCAGCAACGAAGGUAUCCGCCACGUAAGCAGGCCCUACUUCAGUGUCCAAUUCCACCCAGAGCACACUCCAGGGCCUCGCGACACCGAAUACCUCUUCGAUGUCUUCAUCAGCACCAUCCAGAAGAACUUGGAGUCAAACGAAAUCAUGUCAAAGCCAGUCGAGUUCCCGGGCGGCACCUUCGAGGAGAACAAGAAGGCCGCACCACGAGUGGAUGUGAAGAAAGUCCUCGUGCUUGGCAGUGGAGGUCUGAGUAUCGGCCAGGCUGGAGAGUUUGACUACUCUGGUAGCCAGGCCAUCAAGGCUCUGAAGGAAGAAGGCAUUUACACUAUUCUGAUCAACCCCAAUAUCGCCACAAUCCAGACCUCCAAGGGUCUUGCCGACAAGGUCUACUUCCUCCCCGUAAACGCCGACUUUGUACGCAAGGUCAUCCAGAAAGAGCGACCAGAUGGCAUCUACGUCACAUUCGGUGGCCAGACGGCUCUUCAAGUUGGUAUCCAGCUCAAGGACGAGUUUGAAGGCCUUGGCGUCAAGGUGCUCGGUACCCCAAUCGACACAAUUAUCACUACAGAGGACCGCGAGCUAUUUGCCCGCAGCAUGGAGUCCAUCGGCGAGAAGUGUGCCAAGUCGGCAUCUGCCAACAACGUCGAAGAAGCCAUGCGCUGUGUCAAAGACAUUGGCUACCCAGUUAUCGUCCGAGCUGCAUACGCUCUUGGAGGGCUCGGAAGUGGUUUCGCCAACAACGACGCAGAGCUGCUCGAUCUUUGCAACAAGGCUUUCGCUGCCAGCCCGCAAGUGCUCAUCGAGCGCAGUAUGAAGGGAUGGAAAGAGAUCGAAUAUGAAGUUGUUCGUGACUCUCGCGACAACUGUAUCACCGUAUGUAACAUGGAGAACUUCGACCCUCUCGGUAUUCAUACUGGAGACUCCAUUGUUGUCGCGCCAUCGCAAACUCUUUCCGACGAAGACUACAACAUGCUACGCACCACAGCCGUCAACGUCAUCCGCCACCUUGGUGUGGUCGGAGAAUGCAACAUCCAAUACGCUCUGAACCCAUUCUCCCGCGAAUACUGCAUCAUCGAGGUUAACGCUCGUCUGUCACGUUCCUCGGCUUUGGCCUCCAAGGCCACUGGUUAUCCUCUUGCCUUCGUUGCUGCCAAGCUUGGUCUCAACAUCCCGCUGAACGAGAUCUCCAACUCGGUCACCAAGGUGACCUGCGCUUGUUUCGAGCCAUCGCUCGACUACGUUGUUGUCAAGAUCCCCAGAUGGGACUUGAAGAAGUUCACUCGUGUAUCGACACUGCUUGGAUCGUCUAUGAAGAGUGUCGGUGAAGUCAUGAGUAUUGGCAGAACCUUUGAGGAAGCGAUCCAGAAGGCCAUCCGAGAGGUUGACCCCAACAACCUCGGUUUCAACGAGACUGCUGCGUUGAUGGGAAUCGAUCAGGAGCUUCAGACACCAUCCGACCAGCGUCUGUUUGCCAUCGCCAAUGCGAUGAAGAGCGGUUACACGGUCGACAAGAUCUGGGAAAUGACCCAGAUCGACAAGUGGUUCCUUAGCCGUCUCAAGGGCCUGAGCAACUUCGAGAAGGACAUGUCAAGCUACAACACAGCAAGCAUCACCCUGCCGUUGAUGAAGCGAGCGAAGGAGCUUGGUUUCUCUGACCGCCAACUUGCCAAGUUCUGGGACACCAACGAACUGGCUGUGCGUCGUGUACGUAUCGAUGCCGGCAUCUUCCCAGUUGUUAAACAAAUCGAUACUGUGGCUGCCGAGUUCCCUGCUAUGACCAACUACUUGUACCUCACGUACAACGGCACGGAACACGACGUGAGCUUCGAUGACAAUGGUAUCAUGGUUCUGGGCUCUGGUGUGUACCGUAUUGGUUCGUCCGUGGAGUUCGACUGGUGCUCCGUUCGUGCUAUCCGCACGCUUCGUGAGAAUGGGUACGUCGAUUCCAGCAUAUACAAUCCUGAGACCGUUUCAACGGACUAUGACGAAGCGGAUCGCUUGUAUUUCGAGAACAUCUCGCUCGAGACUAUCCUGGACAUCUACACUCUGGAGAACUCCGGCGGUGUUGUCAUCUCUGUAGGCGGGCAGUCUCCCAACAACAUUGCCCUGCCACUCCACCGCAUGAAUGUCAAGAUCUUGGGUACAUCACCCGAGAUGAUUGACACUGCAGAGAACCGCUACAAAUUCUCACGUAUGCUGGACCGCAUCUCGGUUGACCAACCUGCCUGGAAGGAGCUCACAAGCAUCGACGAGGCCAGGGAGUUCUGCAGCAAGGUUUCCUACCCAGUCUUGGUGCGUCCAUCGUACGUGCUUUCUGGAGCUGCGAUGAACACAGUGUACUCGGAGCACGAUUUGGCGAACUACCUGAACCAGGCAGCCGAUGUUUCCAAGGACCACCCCGUAGUCAUCACGAAGUACAUUGAGAACGCCAAGGAGAUUGAGAUGGAUGCUGUUGCCCGAAACGGUACCAUGAUCGGCCACUUCAUCUCUGAGCACGUAGAGAAUGCUGGUGUUCACUCGGGUGAUGCUACCCUCAUCCUACCACCUCAGGACUUGGACGAAGACACCAUCAGACAGAUCGAAGACGCUACGAGAAAGAUCGGACAAGCACUUAACAUAACUGGACCAUACAAUAUCCAGUUCAUCGCCAAAGACAACGAGAUCAAGGUCAUUGAAUGCAACGUCCGCGCUUCCCGCUCCACUCCCUUCGUCUCGAAGGUCAUGGGUGUUGAUCUCAUCGAGAUGGCUACGAAAGCUAUGGCCGGCCUGCCUCUUGUGCCGUACCCUCCUGUCAACAUCCCUCCCGAGUAUGUCGGCGUCAAGGUACCACAGUUCUCGUUCUCCCGACUAUCUGGCGCAGAUCCUGUGCUUGGUGUGGAGAUGGCUUCGACUGGAGAGGUAGCCUGCUUUGGACGCACAAAGUACGAGGCCUACAUCAAGGGCCUCAUUGCCACCGGCUUUAGGCUCCCUAAGAAGAACAUUCUUCUCUCCAUCGGUUCAUUCAAGGAUAAGCUGGAGAUGCUGCCAUCCAUCGAGCGUCUGCACAAGAUGGGCUACAAUCUUUUUGCCACGGCUGGUACUGCAGACUACCUCCAGGAACAUGGUCUUCCCGUCAAGUUCUUAGAGGUACUUCCAGAAGGUGACUACGACGAGCAGAAAGCAGAGUACUCCUUGACUCAGCAUUUGGCGAACAAUCUCAUCGACCUGUACAUCAACCUGCCAUCGAGCAACCGCUACCGACGACCAGCCAACUACAUGUCUCGAGGAUACCGCACUCGCCGUAUGGCGGUCGACUACCAGACACCCCUUGUCACCAACGUCAAGAACGCCAAGCUCUUGAUCGAGGCCAUUGCACGCCACUACGAUCUUGAGGUCUCUAAAGUUGACUUCCAGGAGUUCUUCCCGCCUCUUGGAGAGCAUGAGCAAUCCAACAUGGAGCUAGCCAGGCUCAACGGCUCACUGUCCUUGACGCAACUUCUUGCGAAGUCUCCGUUCAAGAGGAAGCACAUUACGUCAGUGAAGCAGUUCUCCCGUGCUGACCUUCACUUGCUCUUCACCAUUGCCCAGGAGAUGCGUCUCGGCGCACAGAGGCAGGGAUGCCUCGACAUCCUCAAGGGUCGCGUCUUGUGCACUGUGUUCUGCGAGCCCUCUACCAGGACUUCAGCUUCCUUUGACGCUGCCAUGAAGCGCCUUGGCGGUGAGGUCAUCGUCAUCAACGAGUCGGUCUCCUCCACUCAGAAGGGCGAGUCUAUCGCCGAUACCAUCCGCACUCUUGCAUGCUACGGUGAUGCCAUCGUUCUCCGUCACCCGGCUGAGGAGUCGAUCGACAUUGCAGCCAAGUUCUCGGGAGUUCCAGUCAUCAACGCUGGUAAUGGUAGCCGCGAGCACCCAACACAGGCUCUGCUCGACAUCUUUACCAUGCGUGAGGAGUUGGGUACCGUCAACGGCUUGAACAUCACCUUCGUUGGUGAUCUCAAGUACGGCCGCACCGUGCACUCCCUCUGCGAGUUGCUCUCCCAUUACGACGUCACCGUCAACCUUGUAUCUCCUGACUCGCUCGGCAUGCCCGAAGGAGUGAAGGAUGGGCUCAAGUCUCGCGGCCAGCUUAACAAGAUCUCCAACGAGCUCACCGCCGACAUCGUCGCCUCGUCGGACGUUCUCUACUGCACACGUGUGCAGAAGGAGCGCUUCCCCGACCCCGCAAGCUACGAGAAGGUCAAGGACGCAUUUGUCAUUGACAACAAGGUUCUCAAGGGAGCAAAGACGAAUAUGAUCGUCAUGCACCCUCUGCCAAGGAAUAAUGAGAUUCACGAGGAGGUGGACUUUGACCCCAGGGCAGCAUACUUCAGACAGAUGCAAUACGGAUUGUACACCCGCAUGGCUUUGCUCGCGAUGGUCAUGGCCCCGUAG
This is a messenger RNA of Parastagonospora nodorum SN15, 5523 nucleotides long. RefSeq lists its product as hypothetical. Gene Ontology annotation, cellular component: cytosol; cytoplasm. Bases 1 to 5523 code for a protein of 1840 amino acids. Gene Ontology annotation, molecular function: amino acid binding; carbamoyl-phosphate synthase (glutamine-hydrolyzing) activity; dihydroorotase activity. The transcript is spliced from 4 exons. The record is from RefSeq and is a predicted model, not a curated record. Gene Ontology annotation, biological process: L-glutamine metabolic process; UTP biosynthetic process; 'de novo' pyrimidine nucleobase biosynthetic process. NCBI's taxonomy places the organism in Eukaryota, Fungi, Ascomycota, Dothideomycetes, Pleosporales, Phaeosphaeriaceae.